CUAUGCAAGCAAAACUGCCACACAGUCGUGGUCUUGCAAAUAUUGUAGUGGGCAAACACAUAGAUUAUUCAAAUGUGACAAAUUUCUAGCCAUCUCACCAGAGGAAAGGCUCAAUUUCAUUUCACAAAAUAAUUUAUGCAAAAUAUGUUUCAAUUCUCACACAAAUAAAUGUAAAUUUCACUUCAAAUGUGAACAGUGCAAGGACAAAUCGCAUAAUACUCUCUUGCACUGCAAUGAAAAAGUAUCAAUGCACAGUAAUUCUAAUGUUAGCACAAUAUUGCUGCCCACCAUCAAGGCCAAAGUGCUCUGCCGGGAUGGCAAAUCGCACAAAGUAGUCCGAGGACUAGUUGACAGUGGCAGCCAAGUGUCAUUUAUGACAGCUGACUUAGCAAAAGCAUUGCAAUUACCGCUAAUUGAUAGCAAUUUAAAUAUCACAGCCUUGGGGAAACAAAACAAAACAACCUCAAAAGCUGUCAAUGCUAAAUUUGUGUCACUUCAAAAUAAUUAUAAGUGCCAAGUUAAUUGUUCCAUAGUGGACCAAAUUACAACCAAGCUGCCACAGCAACAAACAGUCACCUAUGGACUCAAGAGCUCAAGCUACCUGGCCACCAGAUGUCUCCAGGAGUUAGCAGACCGGUUUGGGAGCAAUAUGCCGCUUGCUGCUGAGGUCAUCCGGACAGCCAUGUACGUUGACGAUGCUCUUUUUGGAGCACAGACCAUCGAUGAAGCUCUUGAGGUAAGAGAUCAAUUUAUAGACCUGCUAGGACGUGCCAAUCUGCAGCUGCAUAAAUGGGCUGCAAAUGAUGACCAAUUACUGGCUGGCAUACCAGCUGACAAGCAGCAUUUCGAAGAGCAUGAGCUCGGUAAUGAGGACCUCUCAAUGAAAGCUUUAGGGGUCUCAUUCAAUGUUAGAGAUGAUGUUUUUAAAGUGUCAUGUCCUAUAAAGCGGGUGCAGUCCUGGAAUAAAAGGUCCAUUUUGAGUGUCAUAGGCUCUUUCUUUGACCCCUUAGGGCUCGCUGGGCCAAUAAUAGUUCGAGCAAAGGAAUUUCUACAAAAAGUGUGGAAGGAGAAUCUCGAGUGGGACUCGCCCAUACCAAUGUCAUUGCUUAAGGCCUGGUUAACAUUCUAUGAACAGCUAGAACAAGUGCCUACAAUUUCUGUACAAAGAAACAUAAAUAUAAAUAAUGCGCAGGUAAUACAAUUGCUAGGAUAUUGUGACGCUUCUAGCGUCGCCUACGGCUGCUGCAUAUAUAUAAGGGUUAUUCAAGGCAGCAAAGUAACCACAACACUUUUGUGUUCAAAGUCUAGAAUUGCUCCAGUAAAAAACGCCUUGACUAUACCUAAGCUAGAGUUAAAUGGUGCAGUGUUGCUAGCCAAACUGUAUUGCAAAGUCAAAGCAAUCUAUGCUAAAAUUAACUUCAAUGCUGUACAUUUAUUUUCUGACUCCCAAGUUGUUCUGUGUUGGUUGAAGUCUAGCAGAAAUAAUAUACCGGCUUAUGUCAAAAACAGAAUAAAUUUAAUAAAUUCAAGUACUACAGAAUGUAAAUGGUUUCACAUAGAUGGAGCUUCCAAUCCAGCUGAUUGCUUGUCUCGAGGCUGCAAUCCCCAAGACCUGCCAUCGAACACCUUAUGGUGGCAUGGGCCUCCUCAACUUGACUCACUGGAGUAUGAGCCUUCACCAUCAUUGGCUUCAUGCAACCACUUACUUUGCGAGAGGGGACCUGCCGAGAGCGAGCAAGCAGCUUGUUUGGUUGUGACACAAGAACCACAAUUGUUUGAAAAAUAUUCUUCAUGGUUCACUAUGCAAAGAAUUGUAGCUUGGAUAUUAAGGUUUAAAUUCAAUUGUUUAAAUAAACAUAAUAAAAUUAAAGGAAAUUUGACUGUAAAAGAAUUGUUAAAUGCUCAAUACAGGAUAAUUUCUAUAACGCAAGGCUUGUAUUUUCCUUCGGAAAUAUCAAAAAUAAAAAAUAAUUUGCCAAUAAAAUCUAAUUUAAAAGCCUUGGCUCCAUUCAUAGAUGGAAAUGGCAUAAUGAGGGUUGGUGGCCGGUUGCAAAACGCCCCAGUGCCAUACACGCAAAAGCAUCCGAUUAUUUUGCCCAAUAAGUGUCAUGUCACGAAUUCAAUUAUUCAAAAUGAACACUGUGUAUUAAUGCAUGCUGGUAUCACCCUCGUAUUAAGUAGUCUGAAACUUAAGUAUUGGAUCAUUAGCGCCGGUCGCGAAGUAAAGAAAAUUAUUAACAAGUGCUUAAAAUGUUACAGGUUUAAGGCUCAAGCAGCCAGCCAGUUUAUGGGAUCCCUGCCCUCCGAUCGCGUCACCGAGAGCCACCCGUUCGACAAAGUUGGAAUCGACUUCUGUGGUCCGUUUCAAGUAAAACAAUCGGGCAUGCGGAGGGCCGUUGUCACCAAAGGCUACACACUGGUAAUUGUUUGCUUCGCCACUAAGGCUGUCCACCUUGAGCUAGUUUCAGACAUGACAACUCAAACAUUCUUAGCAGCCUUAAAAAGAUUCAUUGGCAGACGCGGUAUUCCCGCCAUUAUUAAUUGCGAUAAUGCACAAACGUUUAAAGGAGCCGACAACGUGCUCCACGACUUGUAUAAAUUAGUCAAUUCCAAAAAGCAUCAAUCUCAAGUGAGUGUGGCUGCUGUAGAGAAAGGAAUAACCUUUCGCUACAUCCCCUCCUACUCCCCCAACCACGGAGGCCUCUGGGAGGCCGCCGUUAAGAGUUUUAAGUUCCAUUUCAAAAGAGUGGUGGGGGAGAAUAAAUUCACGUACGAAGAAUUGACCACUAUUUUAUCCGAAAUAGAGGGUAUCCUGAAUUCCAGGCCCCUCACGCCGCUUUCAAGCGACCCUGCAGACCUAACAGCCCUAACCCCAGGACACUUCCUGACUGGUCGUCCACUCAUAUGUAUCCCUGAGCCGGAUCUAACCGAUAUCCCUCUAAAUAGACUAAGAUUCUGGAGGCGCUGUACUCAGGUCAAGCAACAUUUUUGGAAAGCCUGGUACAGCCAAUAUUUAUCGCAGCUAAAUGUUAGAAACAAGUGGAGCAAACAGUUACCAGAUGUGGAAGAAGGCAGUUUAGUUUUACUAAAAGGAGACAACGUUCCCCCGCUGCAGUGGCCCAUGGCGCGAGUGACGCGGGUGUUUCGGGGAAGCGAUGGGAGGGUAAGGGUCGCGGAGCUCAAAACCGCUACUGGUCUAACCCGUAGGUCUAUUAAUAAAAUGUGUAUCCUUCCCAUAGAUUAUUAAGUAACAAGCCAUUUUAAAACUGUUAAAUAAUUUUUAACCAUAGGUUUUUAAGCAAAUGUUAACUUGUAGUUAUGACAUGCGAAUUUUAUUAAAUAUUUAUGGCAAUUUUGAGUCUGUAAACUGUGAUAACUAAGUAGUAAUAUGUAUAGGGUGUUACUUAAACUUAAGAAUAAAGAUUUAAUUAAGAUAUAACUUCAAUUGUAUCAUGCAAGUCAUUACUAAUGUAACUUCAUGACUAUUACUGUAACUGCAUAACUAUUAACGUAACUGCAUAACUAUUAAUGUAACUGCAUAGCUAUUUUUGUAACCUUUUGCCCGGGAGAAUGUCCACAUCCGUAGAUGUAAACACGGCUUAAUUUCAUACUGAAUGUGUCUAAUGUGUCUAUGCCUUAUUUUUAUGGUUAAUGUUGGCAACACUAAAUUUUAUAUCUCUCUUCCCCAUCACACUCUCACCAACUCGUACUGGUUUUUGUAAAUAUUGUGUUUUUAUAAAUAAAAGUCAAGAUUAAAGUACAAAAU
Molecule: messenger RNA, 3766 nt
Organism: Ostrinia nubilalis (European corn borer)
Lineage: Eukaryota; Metazoa; Arthropoda; Insecta; Lepidoptera; Crambidae
Exons: 2
Coding region: 248-3247 (999 amino acids)
Biological process (GO): DNA integration
Molecular function (GO): nucleic acid binding
Source: RefSeq, a predicted model, not a curated record